Molecule: messenger RNA, 642 nt
Organism: Andrographis paniculata
Lineage: Eukaryota; Viridiplantae; Streptophyta; Magnoliopsida; Lamiales; Acanthaceae
Product: secreted RxLR effector protein 161-like
Exons: 2
Coding region: 1-642 (213 amino acids)
Source: RefSeq, a predicted model, not a curated record
AUGACUGAUGCUAAACCCUCUGCUGUCCCCCUCGCUUCUAAUUUCAUUUUAUCUAAAGAUCAAUGCCCAAAAUCUGAAAAUGAUGUGAAAUACAUGCUGAAUGUUCCUCACACUAGUGCUAUAGGUUCUAUUAUGUACUUGAUGGUGUGCACUAGGCCUGAUUUAGCGUAUUCUAUUAGUUGUUUGAGUAGAUACAUGGCUAAUCCGGUUGUGGAACAUUGGAAUGCUUUAAAUUGUGUGUUUAAAUACUUGGUUGAUACUAUUGAUGUUGGUUUAGUAUUUGGUAAACACAUUAGUGAGUUAAAACUAAAUGGCUAUGUGGAUUUCAAUUAUGCGAAUGAUAGAGAUUCUAGGAAGUCAACUAUGUCGUAUAUCUUUACUUUGUGUGGUUCUUGUGUUAAUUGGAAAUCCCAACUACAACAUAUAGUUGCUCUUUCUACGACAGAAUCUGAAUAUGUGGCCAUAACUGAAGCAUUAAAGGAAGCUGAUUUGUUUUUUACGGCUAUUUCACUCAGCAUGAUAUAUAUAGACAAAUUCCUCACUCUUUCAUAUCGCAAUUUCACUCUCUGCAGCCCUAACUUCCCCGACGAACGCGAUCAACCUGUUUUUGGCAUUCCGGCGAGUUUGGCCAUCGGAACUUGA